CAAAUUUUCAAAGCGAAUCAUCUCCGUCGUUCCUGGACCGAAUGACCUGAAAUUUUGCACAAUGCAUAUGGUAGAGUGGACCAAUACCUAAAAGUUUGGUACAGGCGUGCAUGGAGUAUUUAUUUAAAGAACCCAAUUUUCAUUUUUGGCGUAUAUCACUUCAAAAUGACCCAUUUCGGGGUUUUACGGGAGGUGUUUUGGCCAUUCUCGACGUUUAGUGCGUUCCAUAUAUGGCAAACAAAGCAAUAACUCCCGCCCUGGGCGACAGGUGACAGGUGUCAGUCUGCUAAUUAAUUGAAUUGUGCCGCCAGCCAAUCAGCGAAGAGAAAGGAACACUUCGUCGGCAAUGACGCAACAUUUGAUUGUCAUGUUUAUAUGUAGACGGAACCAUUCAUAUUUGAGAGGAUUUUGUAAUUUAUGUUACUCCAUAAAAGGUUACUGCAAAGAAAAUAGGAAUAUAAUAUGUGACCAUUAUUUUGAAAACAGCAAUUACAAAUAUACACAAAAUAUAUAUACGGAAAGAAACUUUUAGGUUUGAGAUUUUUAUGCAGACCUUCUUGAAGAUUCCACCCCGGACUCGUUCAUUUUUAAUUUUACAUUUACGUCACAGACUCCCGCAGCAACUGCAUUUAGUCUGCAGUUUUCUGCGCAUUUUACGUCAGCUUCUACCCAGUUUCGGUUGUCAUCGGUAGCAGAACAUCUUUAGCCUCUCGAGCUCUGUCCCUACAAAGUGUGCUCGAGCAGCUACAGGCCGACAUGCUACAGCUUCAGGCGGACGACAAAGCGAUACAGGCCGAAAUGCAGCAGCUUCGACAUGACACGGCGACCAAAGACCAAGAGUUCCAGACUGAGAUUGGACAACUUCAGACCGAGAUGGCGACCAAAGACCAGAUGUACCAGGCCGAAAUACAACAGCUUCACGCCAAAGACCAAGAGAUGGAAGCUGAAAUUCAGCAAAUUCAAAAUGAGAUGGCGGCCAAAGACCAGAUGCACCAGGCUGAUAUCCAACAACUUCAGACCGAGAUGGGGGCCAAGGACCAGAGGAUCCAGGACCUGGAACAGCGUGACUACAUCGAACGCUGCGAAAGCGGUGUCUUUGAAACACCAGAUGACGUCUUCACGUCCGGUGAUGGUGAUCGCCACCUCGACCUGACCGCCAAGUUCAGCAGGGCCUUCCGGACAACACCCGUGGUGACUGUGGGCUUGACGUCACUGGACCAUUUUCCUGGCCACACCCGCGCCAAAGCAACCGUGGUGUCCGUCUCCACAACCAGUCUGACGGUGCGAAUCGGCACCUGGGCCAGUUCACAGCUGUACGCUGCCUAUGUCCACUGGAUGGCCUGUGCAUGAGAUGUUAAAGUUACUCGGUUUGGUCGAAAGAGUCCAACUUGUAACCUGAUGACUUGUAGUGGUCGCAUAGAUGAAUUACACUCUGUUAACUUAAACUAAACAUGGCUAUAGAGGGAACUUUGAUGAAAAUAAACGGUUCAGUCAAUCUGAGUCUUUCCUA
This is a messenger RNA of Branchiostoma floridae (Florida lancelet), 1510 nucleotides long. RefSeq lists its product as uncharacterized. Bases 757 to 1350 code for a protein of 197 amino acids. Gene Ontology annotation, molecular function: carbohydrate binding. The record is from RefSeq and is a predicted model, not a curated record. Lineage: Eukaryota; Metazoa; Chordata; Leptocardii; Amphioxiformes; Branchiostomatidae. Gene Ontology annotation, biological process: cell adhesion. The transcript has 3 exons.